Molecule: messenger RNA, 3025 nt
Organism: Nothobranchius furzeri (turquoise killifish)
Lineage: Eukaryota; Metazoa; Chordata; Actinopteri; Cyprinodontiformes; Nothobranchiidae
Gene: serinc5
Product: serine incorporator 5
Cellular component (GO): membrane
Source: RefSeq, a predicted model, not a curated record
GAGAGAGGAAGAGGAGGAGGAUGAGGAGGAGGAGUUGGGGAGCCAGCGGUGAUUCUCAGCCUGGUAGGGAGCACGUCGAACGGGACUGGCAGCUGAGAGAACGGGAGGCUCAUUGUUCUUCGUGUUCCUGGGAUUUAUUGUAAAAAAAAAGACCAAAUCAACUAAAAAAACAUCCAUCUAGUUUUUACACAGAGGUGGAUUUGACUGGUCUCGCCCGGGCAGAAUGUGUACCCCGUGCUGUGUCUCGCAGCUGGCUUGCUGCUGCGGCUCAGCGGCCUGCUCGUGUUGCUGUAACUGCUGCCCGAAGAUCAAACAGUCCACAGGAACCAGAGUCAUGUAUUCUAUAUUUUUCUUGCUUGUCACCAUCAUCUGUGCUGUCAUGAUGUCCCCCACCGUGGAGCAGGCGAUGAAAGACAAUAUCCCCUUCUACAGCGAGCUGUGUGAGAAAAUGAAUGCAGGUGAAAACUGCAAAACUCUGGUUGGAUACUCUGCUGUCUACAAGAUGUGCUUCGGAAUGGCCUGCUUCUUUCUUUUUCUCUCCAUCUUCACCUUAAGGAUCAACAACAGCACCGGCUGCAGGGCAGCCAUACACAACGGUUUCUGGCUGCUGAAGUUUUUUCUUCUGGCUGGUUGCUGCACUGGAGCUUUUUUUCUUCCACAAGAGGAAACGUUCUUGGAAGUCUGGCGCAUCAUUGGAGCCAUCGGUGGAUUCAUUUUCCUGAUUAUCCAGCUCAUGCUGUUGGUGGAGUUUGCACACAGAUGGAACACAAACUGGAGUUCAGGGGUGGAGUAUAACCGCCUCUGGUACGCGGCGUUGGCCUUGGUGACUCUGGUUCUGUUCAGUAUUGCAGUGGGAGCUGUGGUUUUUAUGGGUGUGUACUACACACACCCGGAGGCCUGUUUGCUCAACAAGAUUUUCCUGGGUAUCAAUGGCAGCCUCUGCCUUAUCGUCUCCCUGCUUGCCAUCUCCCCCUUCAUCCAGAAAUUGCAGCCCAAGUCAGGUCUGUUGCAGCCUGGAGUCAUCAGCGUGUAUGUCAUGUACCUCACCUUCUCUUCCUUCUCCAGCAAACCAAAAGAAAUCAUCGAGAUAGACGGUGUGAACAAAACCGUAUGUGUGUUCCCUUUCAACUCUGGGUACGAAAGUGACAAGAAGAUCGUCACUGCGAUCGGAGCCAUCAUCCUGUGUGCCUGCAUUGUUUACUCCUGCUUGACAUCCACCACCAAGCGAAGCGCAGCAGCGCUCAGAGUGUGCCGAAACAGUGAGCCAGAGACUGAGAGAGCUCGCUGCUGUUUCUGCUUCGGAGACGACACAGAGGACUACGAUGAUGAGAAAACUGGCUCAGGUCAGAAUGUGUUGUAUGAUGAGCGUGAAGGAACCAUCUACACUUAUUCCUACUUCCAUUUCGUCUUCUUCCUGGGCUCGCUUUACGUCAUGAUGACCGUCACCAACUGGUUUCAUUACGACGGCCAUAAGAUUGAGAAGCUGUUGGACGGCAGCUGGUCGGGGUUCUGGAUCAAGAUGGCCUCCUGCUGGGUCUGCCUCUUCCUCUACAUGGUGACCCUCAUCGCUCCGAUGAUCUGCCCAAAGCGCUUUGAGGCCUAAUUCUGACGGCUAUACUGGGCCACGGGACCACCGUACCCCCCCCCCCCCCCCCCCCCCCCCACCACCACCACCACCUUUAAACACAACCCUACACUACCCUCAAGAGUAAAAGAAUAAAGUAAAGGAUUAUCUUUUCCUUUAGCUUUAUAUGUUACAGUCUUUGUUUUACAAUGGUAAGCUACCUUGAAGGUAUUUUUUGAUUGUUUUACUACCACUGACUGGAUAUAUGACCUUGAAUAAAGAACUGUAGGAGUUCAGUUACAGUCAGAAGCUUCUGACUCCAUUUUUUUAUUCUAAUUUUUCCUGUAUUUCAGUUCUGUGAAGUCAAACCAGAAAGCUGUAGCAAGUAUUUGAGCCAAACUGAGUUUUGGGACAAAUUUAUUUCAAGAGACUUCACUGAAGUCAUAUUUAUUUAAUUAUAAAUGGAAGGAGUGUGGUGUAAUUCGAAUUAGAUUUGGCUCUAGCUUUGUUUAAAAGAAACUCUCAGGCUUGUGUUUAUUCUCUGUGUUAAUAAUUUGAUAUGUUUUGUAGAUUUCCUAUGCAACAGAAUAAGAGGGUCUUAAUGUUAGACACCGGCUGUUGUGACUUUUCUUUUUAGGUAACAAAAGUAAAGUUUUAUUAUUGUCCGUGCUCCCUUUGAGCCUGAUCUUUUCUUAGGAAGUCCACAUCAUUCAUACAUUUUUAGUCAUUGGUGCCCAGGGCAGAUGUUUUUAAAUCAUCCUGCCUUUUGAGACUGACUUCAGUGAAGUUCCACCUCUCUGGAAGAGCUCCACCAACUCAUUUGCCAAAGGUAGACAACAGAAACAGGAAGUGAUAAGACUCGUCUGUUACAGAGAAACUUACAAUUCAGAAUGGGAUGUAUUUACUUGCAUUUACACGUGAUUAAACGAACCCCUUGUUCUGUAUUAAUAAAAAAUGCUUUGGAUUUUUUGUUACUUGUGUCUGCUGGUUAAAAUAACUCAGCUUGGCAAAUUUUUAGGUGAUAUAUUCAACACUGGAUGUUGAGUUUACUGCCAUAUCAUGAUCUCCAUCUAUAUUUGUGUAGUAUACAACUUUAUGUACAAGCAGGUUCAUUUUAAUUUCUUGUGCCUCCUAAUUAUUUGUAUUUCUAACAGUUCCUAACUGUUCCAGUAACGUGUGUAUGUUUUGGCUGCAGCCUUACAACCUGUGGAUAUUUUAGUUUUUUUUUUUUUUUUUUGCUUUAAACCUGUUCAAUGUGUCAUCUCAUGUCUGCAUUUAAAAAAAAUGAAUGUAGAAAUUUAAAGGUGCUUUUGAACUUAAAAAGUGUAAACAAUAUAUACUAAGCUACUGUAGAAGCAGAAAGCAAAACGAUCCAUGUUGAGUUUGACCAAAUGUUAUGUCUGAAAUACAAAGAUGAAGGUGACGUGACUCAUUCUUUCAAUAAAACAUCCCAGAAACACA